GGUAGCGUUUUGUCUUGCUGGAAAAUUUUGGUGACAGGAGAUAAUUUAAUGGAUUGCUACAAUGCAGGCUCAGAAGAACUGCCAUAUUUCAAACUCUCUUAUUUACUGGAAGUGGUUUAUUCGGAGUUGGAUUUAGAAUCAAGUUUAAAUUGAAUUGAAGGCGAAAUUUUUUUCAUAAUUAAAACAUUAAAAAGCUAUAUAAAUUCUCCUCGAAUACUUUGUAAAAUAUCAGGCUUACGACGUCAAUAGAAAUUUUUUUUUAAAAAAAAUCUAAUACUUACGGCAAUAUUUUCAACUGCAUCAAAACUACCAUUUUACCCUUCGAUUUCGAGGGAUAAAUUUCAGGCGAAUUUCGAUCCUCUUUUUCCCGCCAAAAAAAAAAGCCCUCAAUAGCUUGUCCGUAGAUGGUUCGUACAAAAGCCUUGCUGAGAAUUUUGCACGCACCAAAAGUAGCCGAAAAUGGUGUCUGCAACUCCGGCGAAAAAUCAUAAAAAUGUCUACCACAUCGGAGGUGUCCAGGUGGAGUUCCCGUACCGUCCGUACGGGACGCAGCUUGCGUUCAUGGGUAGAGUCAUCUCCACACUGGAACGGGCUCACAAGGACGGCCAUUGCCACGCAAUUCUGGAGUCACCCACCGGAACCGGGAAAUCGCUCUCGCUCCUCUGCUCAACCCUAGCUUGGCUGCAGAAUUACAAGUUCAAGAACCAGUUCGCGAAUCUCUCUCACUCCAAGCCCGAUCCUGAGGCGAUGACUGAUCCUCUGGGUCAUGGUGGUGGAUUUGUUCCCGAAGACGAACCUUCAAGUGCACCAGUGGUGGAAGCUUCGGGACCUGCUAAAUCUAUAGAAAAGAGUAAGAAUCAGAAGAAAAGGCCAGCACCUAUCAUAUAUUAUGCAUCGAGGACACAUUCGCAAAUUUCACAAGUAAUUCGUGAAUAUCGCAAAACUGGUUACCGUGUGCCAAUGGCUGUUUUGGCCUCACGGAAACAUUACUGCACCAAUGCAUACGUGCAUGGGAAAGAGAAUAUAGAUGAAGAAUGUAAGUUGCUUUUGAAGAAUCGAGAGGUGGGGUGCCCAGAAUUUAAAAAUGUACAUAAAGUCAAAUGCCAUCCAUCCCUUCAAAAAGGAGGCUGCCAUGAGGCCCAUGAUAUAGAGGAUCUUGUCAAAGUUGGAAAAGUUGUCAGAGGUUGUUCAUAUUAUGCAGCACGUUCUAUGGCAGGCGAUGCACAGUUGGUAUUCUGCCCAUAUAACUACAUUAUCAAUCCAGUCAUUCGGGGAGCAAUGGAAGUAGAUAUAAAAGGAGCUAUUGUAGUUCUUGAUGAGGCACAUAACAUAGAGGAUAUAGCCCGCGACGCUGGUAGCAUGGAUGUCGAAGAAGAUGUUUUGCAUAAACUGCAGAUGGAACUUGGUCAACUCUGGCCAAAUGAUGCUUCAAUGUAUCAACCUUUGUAUGAAAUGACACAGGACCUCAUAAGUUGGAUUGAACAGAGGAAAAGUAUGUUGGAAAAGCGUGAAUUUCAGCAUUAUGUUUCUUGUUGGACAGGUGAUAAGGCCUUGAGGGAGCUCCAAGAAGCAAAUAUUUCACAGCAGUCCUUUCCAAUCCUGCUCGAAUGUGCCACAAAGGCAAUCAAGGCUGCUUCAGAUACAGAGUCAGAGGUACCACAUUUAAGUGGCUUGGCUGUAACAACAUUGGAAGGAUUAUUCUCUUCACUUACAUAUUUCUUUUCAAGAAAUGGUUGUCAUAUGUUUGACUAUCAGCUUGCUCUACGAAGAUAUGUUAAAAGAGAUGGUGGAAAAGCUUUUGGUGAAUGGACACAUACCUUAAGUUUGUGGUGCUUAAAUCCAAGUGUUGUGUUUAGAGACAUUGCUGAGCUUUCUUUCUCAGUCAUUUUGACAUCAGGGACUUUGUCACCAAUGAAUUCCUUUUCAUCUGAACUUGGCAUUCAUUUCGAAACUAGUCUGGAAGCAGCACACGUAAUCGAUGUCAACUCACAGGUCUGGCCUGCUAUAAUAUCUACUGGGCCAGGUAAUUUUCCAUUGAAUGCAAGCUAUAAAACAGCUGAUGGAUAUGCUUUCCAGGAUGCACUUGGAAAAUCAUUGGAAGAUAUUUUCAAAACUGUGCAAGGUGGCUGUCUAGUCUUCUUCCCGAGUUAUAAGUUGAUGGAUAAACUAUGCAAGCGUUGGUGCGAAACAGGUCAAUGGUCUCAAUUAAAUGCAAAAAAGCCCCUUUUUGUGGAACCCAGGGGAGGAAGCCAGGACGAUUUUGAAUCUGUUUUGAAGGGUUAUUAUGACUCAAUUCGUUAUGGUAACAGACCUCUUCCUGUGAGAAGGAAAAAGGUUAAGAAAAUGGGCCUAACGCACUUAUCUGCAAACCAUUCUGUGGAAAAUACCAAGUCUCAAGGAGCUGCUUUUCUUGCAGUGUGCCGAGGAAAGGUUUCAGAAGGAAUUGAUUUCUCUGAUGACAAUGCUCGAGUGGUUAUAAUUGUUGGCAUUCCAUUUCCCAACACAAAUGAUAUUCAAGUUGCAUUGAAGAAGAAAUAUAAUGAUACAUAUAAAUCAUCCAAAAACCUUCUUAGUGGGAGUGAGUGGUACUGCAACCAAGCAUUCAGGGCUCUAAAUCAAGCUGCAGGACGUUGUAUACGACACAGGUUUGAUUAUGGAGCUAUUAUCUUAUUAGAUGAACGUUAUAGGGAAGAAAGGAAUAGAGCAUAUGUGUCAAAGUGGCUAAGGAAUUCCAUUAAACAGUAUGACAGCUUUGACUUGUCAUUAGAAGGAUUGAAAUCCUUUUUCACUGAUGUCAAGGAACAUGUGGAUAAGAAAAUGGUUAGUGUAUCACAAAAUUAUAAUGUUAGUGAUGAAAAUAUCACUUUCAUGGAUCAAAGUAGGGGGGUUACAACAAAGGAAAAUCAAAAAAUGAAACGGUCUGAGCAUUGUGGGCAGAAAGGGAUUUGUGUUGCAAACUGUAAUGCUUCCUUUCCCCAGCUAGAGUCACAGGAUAAUGCGACAGUUCAAGUUCAGGCAUCUUUACGACUGGAUGAAAAUGCUGACAACCUCAACGAAAUUAUUGACCUUGAAUGUAGUCCCCAGAAAGAUUCAGGGUUUCCUAUGGUUUUCUCCCUUGAAGAUCCAGAAGGAUCCAUUGUCAAGGAAACCCCAUGUGUGGGAAGUCCAGAGCCCUUAGACAAGGGUGAGUACUCUAGUUCAACCAUAAUUGAGGAUCAGUUAUCAUUUCAUUCAGCAUCUUUACCCUACAGCAAAGCUUCUUCACCAACCCAGUGUUCGAUGCUUCUUACGCCUGAAAAGGAUGCCACUGUUAAUUUUCACAGCUUGAUUCCAGAAACAGAAUCAUCUUUGAAUUCAAGUGUUAAUUCUCAUACCCAAAAAAGGAGGAAGUCUACUUUUUCUCCCUGUUCUAGCCUUGUUGAAGAAGAGCAUAAUGUUCACAAUGCCAAAGCUCCUUCCAAUAGAGAUGCUAAUCGGAGAAUUGAAUUUGGUGUGGACAUCAAUUGUACAGAAAACAAACUUGAUUUGCAUGUUCCUAAAUUGCUCACGUUGAGCCACCAUGAUGUGUCUUCUGGUCCCCUAAUGGACAAGAGAGUACAAGUUUUUUGUUCACUUUGCAAAAACUCAUUGGGGCUUCCUGAGAAUCAUCAAUAUAUCAUGUGCUCUUCAACAUCGAUAUCAAAAAUUCACUUAGAAUCUCUGCAUAAAAAUACGAUGAACCCUCAGACCAAGAGCACCUCUACAGAUGUACCUGUUCUUGUAACUGACGUUUCAUCGGUUCAUCAGCAACUCUGCAGCAGAAGUCUUGAAGCUGAUUCUGGACAGGGUAUAUGGUGUGAAAAAGAUGGAUGUGUAUUCAAUACCAUUUUCUGCCCCUUCUGCAGUAUGCGCAACAAUUGUCUAGGUGUACAGGUCAUGGCAACUAAUGCGUCAAGCAUUCAUUUACUUAACAAGAUCUUGUUUUAUAUGGAUCGGUUAGAAAUUAAAAAUCCUGAAGCAGCUUCUAUCGAGGAGACUCAGAAAGAUGAGAAAAACUUGCCGGUUAGAAGCUCAAGCAUGGAUAGAGUUUCGAUUCUGAAUUCCUUUGACAAAUUUGCAUAUAUUAAAACACAGCAUGACUCAGGAGGCUGGAGGACCACAAAAUCAAAGCUGAAACUUCCAAAGAGAGGCUGACUCUCUACUGGAGGGGGUUAAAGACAACUUUUUUUAGCUGAAACUUUUGGCAGCUCUCGGAUUAGAAAGAAAUAAUUUAUUACAUUUUUCGUAAUCCAUGUAAAUGUAUGAAAAAACAGGAAAUGUUUUGUACAUUCCCUAAUGAAACUCCACGGACCAAAAUGUGGCCAUUAAUACUUUAACAAAGGAUAUGCUCAAUCAUUCACCACAACUGGAAAAAGAAAAGUUGGCAUCAAAUAAGGAAAAAUGCAAAAUUUUCCUCCA
This is a messenger RNA of Ziziphus jujuba (common jujube), 4437 nucleotides long. RefSeq lists its product as uncharacterized. NCBI's taxonomy places the organism in Eukaryota, Viridiplantae, Streptophyta, Magnoliopsida, Rosales, Rhamnaceae. Gene Ontology annotation, molecular function: DNA helicase activity; ATP binding; DNA binding. Gene Ontology annotation, cellular component: nucleus. The record is from RefSeq and is a predicted model, not a curated record. Bases 460 to 4173 code for a protein of 1237 amino acids. The transcript is spliced from 29 exons. Gene Ontology annotation, biological process: nucleotide-excision repair; double-strand break repair involved in meiotic recombination.